This is a messenger RNA of Linum tenue, 2460 nucleotides long. The record is from the annotation of a GenBank genome assembly. Lineage: Eukaryota; Viridiplantae; Streptophyta; Magnoliopsida; Malpighiales; Linaceae.
AUGGGCUCGCUUCUAUCCCCUUUUCUCAUCUCCCCUUCCAUUCCUCCGACCAACCAUUUGCAAUCUCUUCCGCCUUCCCCCGGCGAUGGCGAUAUCCCCGAUGCUUGGUAUGGUAACAUCCAGUACCUUCUCAACAUAUCUGUCAUCGGCUUGUUCCUCUGCGUCUUCAUCUUUCUCUUCGUCAAGCUCCGCAGCGACCACCGCAGCAUGCCCGGCCCUAGCGCCAUCCUCGCCAAGCUGCUCGCCGUCUGGCACGCCACCGGCAGGGAGAUCGCCCGCCAUUGUGGAGCUGACGCCGCACAGUUCCUCAUCAUUGAAGGCGGCAGCUUCACGGUGCUCUUGUCCAUAGCAGCUUUGUCCAUCUGCGUCAUACUACCGGUGAAUCUCUAUGCAGGGACCGCGGUGCUCAGUGACCAGUUCUCCAAGACCACGAUUAGUCAUAUCGGGAAAGGUUCGGAAUUUCUUUGGCUCCAUUUCUUGUUUGCGGUGGUGGUUGUGGUUUUGGCCCAUUUCGGCAUGUCUGCAAUUGAAGAGAGACUGAAAAUAACUAGGUUCAGGGAUGGGAAUGGGAAUUUGAGUGACCCCAAUGCGAAUUCCACUGCUAUCUUCACUAUCAUGGUCCAGGGGUUGCCGAAGAGUUUAGGCCCUGAUAAGGCUUUGUUGGAGGAGUACUUUAGCAAUAAGUAUCCUGGCAAGGUCUACAAGGUUAUCAUGCCUAUGGAUUUAUCUGCGUUGGGUGAACUAGCCACUGAAUUGAUCACGGUUAGGGAUGAAAUUACUUGGUUGGUUGCCCGAAUGGACUCCAGGUUGUUGCCAGAGCGAACUGAGGGGGAAGAUGUAGUUGGUGAAGGGUUCUGGGAGAAAUCUAGAGCAUUGAUGAUCCUUGCCUGGAGGAGAGUAAAGCAAUUGUGGGACAAACUGAUGCAGGGAAUGGGUUAUACUGAUGAAGACAAGCUAGGAAAGUUGCAAGCACUGAGAGCUCAACUUGAAACUGAUUUGGUGUCAUUUAAAGAAGGCCAUGCUCCAGCUGCUGGUGUUGCAUUUGUUGUAUUCAAAGAUGUUUAUACGGCCAAUAAAGCUCUUCAGGACCUUCGAAAUGAGAGGAAACGGAGGUUUGGUAAGUUUUUCUCUGUGAUGGAGUUGCGAUUGCAGAGAAACCAAUGGAAAGUGGAACGGGCCCCUUUGGCAACUGAUAUUUACUGGAACCACUUGGGGACAACAAAGUUGUCACUGAGGUUGAGGCGAACCUUUGUGAAUAGUUGCUUGCUGUUGAUGCUUUUGUUCUUUAGUUCUCCUCUUGCGCUUAUAACCGCCCUCCAGAGUGCCGGCAGGAUAAUUAAUGCAGAGGCAAUGGAUAAUGCCCAAUCAUGGUUACAUUGGGUUCAAAGCUCCAGUUGGUUUGCUUCCCUUAUCUUCCAGUUCUUGCCCAAUGUUAUUAUCUUUGUGAGUAUGUAUGUAAUAGUGCCCUCUGCACUUUCAUAUCUCUCCAAGUUUGAACAGCAUCUUACUGUUUCGGGGGAGCAAAGAGCUGCACUUUUGAAGAUGGUUUGCUUCUUCCUCGUGAACCUAAUCCUAUUGAAAGCAUUGGUUGAAUCUUCUCUGGAGAGCACGAUCCUGAAAAUGGGCAGGUGCUAUUUGGAUGGAGAAGAUUGCAAAAGGAUCGAGGAAUACAUGAGUGCAUCAUUCCUAUCAAGAUCUUGUCUUUCUUCUUUGGCAUUUCUAAUCACUAGCACUUUCUUGGGGAUAUCUUUUGAUCUUUUGGCACCAAUUCCUUGGAUAAAGAGAAAAUUGCAGAAGUUUAGGAAGAAUGAUAUGCUUCAGCUUGUACCAGAGCGAAGCGAAGAGUACCCGUUGGAAGAAAAUCAGACGGCUGUGGAUGAUGGCCUUCUUCAGAGACCGCUGAUGAGGGAUUAUGUGAAUAAUUCAGAUGGGCAAGACCUUUCUGAAUAUCCACCUAUCAGCAGCAGCAGAACAUCUCCUAUCCCGAAGCAGAAGUUUGAUUUUGCUCAGUAUUAUGCAUUCAAUUUGACAAUAUUUGCCCUUACCUUGAUAUACUCAUGUUUUGCUCCAUUGGUGGUCCCUGUGGGUGCGGUCUAUUUCGGAUAUCGAUACAUGGUAGACAAGUACAACUUCCUUUUUGUGUAUAGAGAAAGGGGGUUUCCUGCAGGGAAUGAUGGAAGGUUGAUGGACGUCGUGCUUGGUAUCAUGAGAUUCUGCGUUGAUCUAUUCCUGGUGUCAAUGAUCUUCUUCUUUGCUGUUCAAGGGGAUUCCACAAAGCUGCAAGCCAUUUUCGCCCUAGGGCUGUUAGUAGUGUACAAGCUUUUGCCUUCAGAUAGCGAUUACUUUCACCCUGCACUUUUACAAGGUUUUCAGACUGUUGAUAGCAUUGUAGAUGACGGACCUAUUGAUUAUGAGGUUUUCUCACGGCCCAGCUUUGACUGGGAUGCAUACUGCCCAUGA